Messenger RNA from Trichechus manatus latirostris (Florida manatee), 2502 nucleotides. RefSeq names its product angiotensin converting enzyme 2 (gene ACE2). Lineage: Eukaryota; Metazoa; Chordata; Mammalia; Sirenia; Trichechidae. The transcript is spliced from 18 exons. Gene Ontology annotation, biological process: proteolysis. The record is from RefSeq and is a predicted model, not a curated record. Gene Ontology annotation, molecular function: metallopeptidase activity; peptidyl-dipeptidase activity. Bases 100 to 2502 code for a protein of 800 amino acids. Gene Ontology annotation, cellular component: plasma membrane.
CAACCCAAGUUCAAAGGCUGAUGAGAGAGAACAACUUAUGAGGAGUUUUUACUCUAGGGAGACUUGUUCAGUGUAUGGGAUCUUGGCGCUCGGGGAAAGAUGUCAGGCUCUUUCUGGCUCUUUCUGAGCCUUAUUGCUGUAACUGCUGCUCAAUCAACCACUGAGGAUCUGGCCAGGACAUUUUUGGACACAUUUAACCAAGAAGCCGAAGACUUGUCUUAUCAAAGUUCACUUGCAUCUUGGGAUUAUAACACCAAUAUUACUGACGAGAAUGUCCAAAAGAUGGAUGAUGCUGCGGCCAGAUGGUCUUCCUUUUAUGAAGCGCAGUCCACGCUUGCCAAAAAUUUUCCUCUAGAAGAAAUUUCAAGUUCUGUAAUCAAGCUUCAGUUGCAGGCGCUUCAGCAGAGUGGAUCAUCGGUGCUAUCACUAGGCAAGAGCAAACGGUUGGGCACAAUUCUAAAUGCAAUGAGCACCAUCUACAGUACUGGAAAAGCCUGUAAUCCAAACAGUCCACAGGAGUGUUUAUUACUUGAACCAGGCUUGGAUCAAAUCAUGGAAAACAGCACAGACUACGACCAGAGGCUCUGGGCUUGGGAAGGUUGGAGGUCUGAGGUCGGCAGGCAGCUGAGGCCAUUAUAUGAAGAGUAUGUGGACCUGAAAAAUGAGAUGGCAAGAGGGAACGGUUAUGAGGACUAUGGGGAUUACUGGAGAGGAGAUUAUGAAGCAGAUGACUAUCACCGCAGCCAGUUGGUUGAAGAUGUGGAACGCACAUUUGCGCAGAUUAAACCAUUAUAUGAACAUCUGCAUGCCUAUGUGAGGAGAAAGUUGAUGGAUACCUACCCUCACCGAAUCAAUCAGACUGGAUGCCUCCCUGCCCAUUUGCUUGGUGAUAUGUGGGGUAGAUUUUGGACAAAUCUUUACCCUUUGACAGUCCCCUUUGGAAACAAACCAAACAUAGAUGUUACUGAGGCAAUGGUGAAACAGGGCUGGAAUGCAACCAGGAUAUUCAAAGAGGCUGAGAAUUUCUUUAUGUCUAUUGACCUCCCUUCUAUGACUCAAGGAUUCUGGGAAAACUCCAUGCUAACUGAGCCAGGCGAUGGCCGGAAAGUGGUCUGCCACCCCACAGCCUGGGACCUGGGGAAGGGUGACUUCAGGAUCAAGAUGUGCACAAAGGUGACAAUGGAUGACUUCCUGACGGCCCAUCAUGAGAUGGGACACAUCCAGUAUGACAUGGCAUACGCCAAACAACCCUACCUGCUAAGAAAUGGAGCUAAUGAGGGGUUCCAUGAAGCUGUUGGAGAAAUCAUGUCACUUUCUGCUGCCACACCUGAGCAUUUGAAAGCCAUUGGCCUCCUGCCACCUGAUUUUCAAGAGGACACUGAAACAGAACUGAACUUCCUACUCAAACAAGCGCUCACGAUUGUUGGAACUCUGCCCUUUACUUACAUGUUAGAGAAGUGGAGGUGGAUGGUCUUUAAGGGUGAAAUUCCCAAAGAGCAGUGGACGAAAAAGUGGUGGGAGAUGAAGCGAGAGAUAGUUGGGGUAGUGGAACCUGUACCUCAUGACGAAUCAUACUGUGACCCCGCGGCUCUGUUCCACGUUGCUAAUGACUACUCGUUCAUCCGGUAUUACACAAGGACCAUUUAUCAGUUCCAGUUUCAAGAAGCCCUUUGUCAAGUGGCUAAACAUGAAGGUCCCCUGCACAAAUGUGACAUCUCAAAUUCCACCGAAGCAGGGAAGAAGCUGCUCGGUAUGCUGAGCCUUGGAAAAUCAAAAUCCUGGACCUCAGCAUUGGAAAAUGUUGUAGGAGCUAAGAAUAUGAAUGUAACACCACUGCUCAACUACUUUGAGCCCUUGUUUACCUGGCUGAAAGAGCAGAACAGCAAUUCUUCUGUGGGAUGGAGCACUGACUGGACUCCAUAUAAUGGCCAAUCCAUCAAAGUGAGGAUAAGCUUAAAAUCUGCUCUUGGAGACAAAGUGUACGAAUGGAGUGACAAUGAAAUGUACUUGUUCCGCUCGUCUGUUGCAUAUGCCAUGAGAGAGUAUUUUUCAAAAGUCAAAAACCAGACAAUUCUUUUUGGAGAGGAGGACGUGCGGGUGAGUGAUUUGAAACCACGAAUCUCCUUCAACUUCUUCAUCACUGCACCGAAUAAUGUGUCUGACAUCAUUCCUAAAACUGAAGUUGAAGAGGCCAUAAGGAUGUCCCGGGGCCGCAUCAAUGAUGUUUUCCGCCUGGAUGACAACAGCCUGGAGUUCGUGGGGAUUCAGCCGACCCUGAGCCCCCCUUACCAGCCACCCGUUGUCAUAUGGCUGAUUGUUUUUGGAGUGGUAAUGGCAGUGGUAGUAAUUGGUAUUGUCUUCCUGAUCUUCACUGGGAUCAGAGAUCGAAGGAAGAAAAGCCAAGCAAGUUGUGAAGAAAAUCCUUAUGCCUCCGGGGACUUGAGUAAAGGAGAGAACAACCCAGGAUUCCAAAGCACUGAUGAUGUCCAGACCUCAUUUUAG